AUGUUUGAUAUUCCAACGAUUUUAUCAUUAUUAUUUAUAUUAUGCACUAGGGUAUGGUCACUGCAAACUGACAGUUUUGAAGAAUUCUAUAAUUAUGUAGAAAGCAAUUUAAAUUACGAAAACCAGUAUGUGCUGCCAAAGAAUAAUAGAGACCUAUUCGAAACUAGUGAAGGAACUAUCCAUGUUCUAGGAUCCUACGAUUUCAUCAUCGUGGGUGGUGGAUCAGCUGGAUCAGUAUUAGCAAGUCGACUAUCGGAAAUAAAGAAGUGGAAGAUUCUCCUACUAGAAGCUGGAGGUGAUGAAACUGCAUUUAGCGAUAUUCCUGGAUAUGGACCCAAUUUAAGAUCAAUGAACUGGGGAUACAACACCACCACUCAGAAAACAUGCUGUUUAGGAAUGCAAAAUCAGCAAUGCGAGUAUACGCGUGGCAAAGUUCUUGGUGGAUCAAGUGGAACCAAUGCAUUGAUGUACGUAAGAGGUAGUUAUGCAGAUUUCGAUGAAUGGCAAGCUUUAGGGAACUCUGGAUGGUCUUAUCAAGAUGUACUCCCAUAUUUCAAGAAAUCAGAACACAUUGAUAUUAGCGGGUAUGAUGUUGGAUACCAUGGCGUUGGUGGACCUCUCCAUGUGAACUACACAGUACCACCAUCGAUAAUAGCGGACACUUUUAUAGAAGCUUGUAGACAAAAGGGACUGGAAGAGGUAGAUUAUAAUGGUCGAAAUCAAAUGGGUGUAUCAAAGGUUCAGUUCAACAUAAAUUUCAAUAAGAGAGCCAGUGCUUCCCGCGCAUUUAUAGAUCCUAUCAAGGGCUCUCGAAAGAACCUGAAUAUAAAAUUGAAUACCCUUGUUGUGAAGAUUCUAGUGAACGACACAGUUGCAUAUGGUGUAGAAUACAUUGAAGGAGGAAAACGAUACAUUGUUAAAGCGAAAAAAGAAGUAAUCCUAGCAGCAGGCAGCAUAAAUAGUCCCCAGUUGUUAUUACUAUCUGGACUUGGACCAAAGGCUGAACUAUCUACACUGGGUAUACGGGUUAAGAAUGAUUUACCAGCAGUAGGAAAACACUUGAAGGAUCACCCGUUUUUCAUCAAUCUUUUUUUCAGAACUAAUCUAACAGCAACGAAUCCAACUUUGAGAGAAAAUCUCCAUAGAUAUUUGAUGGGAGAUGCACCCCUUACCAGAUAUAAUGGACUGGAACUCAUAGCAUUCAUUAAUACAACAAAUCAUACGCAAAGUCCUCCAAAUAUAGAAUAUAUUUUGACACCUCCACCAUUGAAUCUUCCCUCACACAUUUACAACACCAAUGACGAUUAUUCUCAAGUUCUUCAGGGAUACAAUACAACCACUGAUUUUUUUACUGGAGUAAUAUUGCUGAAACCCAAGUCUGAGGGAUCAGUUACUUUACGUACAAAUAGUAUGUUGGAAUUUCCUUUGAUCGAUGUGAAAUAUUUUUCUGAUCCCGAGGGGCAUGAUAUCGAAACAAUGUACCAAGGUAUAAAAUACUUUGUGAGUUUGACAGAAACACCAGCAUUCAAGAAAAUAAAUGCAACCCUCAUAAGUAUUCAUCCUGGAUGUGAAGAACUAAGAAAGAAUCCUUUGGAUAGAGAUUAUUGGUACUGUGCAAUCAGGCACGCUACUUCAACAAUUUAUCAUCCUGUGGGAACAACAAGGAUGGGAAGUUCUUCACGAAACUCUGUUGUGAAUAACGAGUGUAUAGUGCAUAAUAUGAAAAAAUUGAGGGUUGUAGAUGCAGGAGUAUUACCUGAUAUUGUGAGGGGACAUACUAAUGCAGUUACAAAUAUGAUUGCAGAAAAAAUAUCUGAUGUUAUCAAGACGCAUUAUGGAGGAAAAUGA
Molecule: messenger RNA, 1848 nt
Organism: Phaedon cochleariae (mustard beetle)
Lineage: Eukaryota; Metazoa; Arthropoda; Insecta; Coleoptera; Chrysomelidae
Source: the annotation of a GenBank genome assembly